This is a messenger RNA of Alexandromys fortis (reed vole), 2487 nucleotides long. RefSeq names its product proteasome 20S subunit alpha 8 (gene Psma8). Bases 1 to 774 code for a protein of 257 amino acids. The record is from RefSeq and is a predicted model, not a curated record. Gene Ontology annotation, cellular component: nucleus; proteasome core complex, alpha-subunit complex; proteasome core complex. The transcript is spliced from 7 exons. Gene Ontology annotation, biological process: ubiquitin-dependent protein catabolic process; proteasomal protein catabolic process. NCBI's taxonomy places the organism in Eukaryota, Metazoa, Chordata, Mammalia, Rodentia, Cricetidae.
AUGGCUUCUCGGUACGACAGGGCAAUCACCGUCUUCUCUCCGGACGGACACCUUUUCCAAGUGGAGUAUGCUCAGGAAGCUGUGAAGAAAGGCUCCACCGCGGUUGGAAUUCGAGGAACUAAUAUAGUUGUGCUUGGGGUAGAAAAAAAAUCAGUGGCCAAACUUCAAGAUGAAAGAACUGUGAGAAAAAUAUGUGCUCUCGAUGACCAUGUCUGCAUGGCUUUUGCGGGUAUUGUUGACAAUUUCGCAGGUCUGACGGCUGAUGCUCGGGUGGUUAUAAACAGAGCACGGGUGGAGUGCCAGAGCCAUAAGCUUACUGUGGAGGACCCAGUCACCGUGGAGUACAUAACGCGCUUCAUAGCGACGUUGAAGCAGAAAUAUACACAGAGCAAUGGACGAAGACCUUUUGGUAUUUCAGCCUUAAUUGUAGGAUUUGAUGACGAUGGAAUCCCAAGAUUGUAUCAGACAGAUCCCUCCGGAACUUACCAUGCUUGGAAGGCAAAUGCAAUAGGCCGGAGUGCUAAAACUGUUCGGGAAUUUCUAGAAAAGAAUUACACAGAAGAGGCUAUUUCUAAUGACAGUGAAGCUAUCAAACUAGCAAUAAAAGCUUUGCUAGAAGUUGUCCAGUCUGGUGGAAAGAACAUUGAACUGGCUAUAAUCAGAAGAGAUCAACCUUUGAAGAUGUUUAGUGCCAAAGAAAUUGAAUUGCAGGUGACUGAAAUAGAAAAAGAAAAGGAGGAAGCAGAGAAGAAAAAAUCAAAGAAGUCAACCUAGUUGUUGGGAUGAGCUCUGGAUUUGUUUGGAUUAGAAUUUCUUCCUGAGGUUUUAGAAGAAAUGUCAGUUGGAACCAUAUGUUUUCAUAUGUCUGUUUUCAAGAGUGUUAGGUUUGAAGUUGUCUGCACACAUAGGUUAAUGUGAAGAUUUUCCUUAAAACUCCUCAAUUUCACACAAGCCUGAGACUAUACUGUGACACUAGACCAAUAUGUUGCUUUUCUUCAUAAAAGCAAAUUCCUGAAAAGAAGAUGAUUUUAAAAGUUGGUAAUUUUUUGAAGUUCAUGUCUUCCUCAUUGUUAGUUAAGGAACUAAUCAUUUCAAAAUAAACCGAGUGCAGCGCUGAGCUCCAUUUUUUGAUGAAUGGUGAGAACAUCAAUGUGCUGUGAAGUGUCAGCCAUGGGACAAAAAUCUCUGUGUGCUGACCCAGGAGGCUGAGGCAGGGGGAUUGCAAGUUAGACUGUGUGAUAGUUUUAAGAAUAUAGUGACAAAAAUAAACUCAGUUUGUCAGUUUUUCUUUUUUAAGACUGGGUCUCAUUUAGCCCAGGCUGGCCUCAAACACCUCAUGUUGAUGUGGGAUGCCCUUCUGCUCACUGUGAGUGUGUUUUAUUACCACUGGUUAAUAAAGAAGAUGAUCUGGUCAAUUGCCAGGUAGAAUAGAGCCAGGAAGGAAAUCUAAGCAAAGAUAAAGGGAAAAAGAAGGUAGAGUCUGGGAGAUGCCAGCAGCUGCUAGAGAAGCAAGAUGUGAGGUAACACUAUGGCCAUGUGGGAAUAUAUAGAUUAUUAGAAAAGGAUUAAUUUAUACAUAAGGGCUAGCCAGUAAGAAACCUGAGCCACUGGCUAAGCAAUUAUAAUUAAUAUUAAGCUUUAGAGUGGUUAUUCAGGGACUGGCAGGCAGGAGAGAAACUUCUAUCUACAAAUGGUGCCAAAACGGGACAUGUACAUCUGCAUAAAGCCUGAGAAAGCUUAAAAACAUGGAUGCUAGAGGCUGGAGAGAUGGCUCAGCAGUUAAGAAUGCUGACUGCUCUUCCAGAGACACUGAGUUCACAAUUCCCACCAACUAUGUGGUGGCUCACAACCAGCUGUAAUGAGAUCCCAUGCCCCCUUCUGUCUUGCAGGCAUACAUGCAGACAGAACACUGUAUACAAAUAAAUAAAAAAAAUUAUUAUAGACAUACAAAACAGACUCAGAAACGACUUCUUUAUGGUCAUAUUUUUCAGAUAGGCUCUGGUUGCUGGCAGCAAACAGAAAUAAAGCUUCUUUAAGAGACGACUUCCUGGUUUGUGCUGUCAGCAAGAGGGCUCUUUUGGGAGACCAUGCUUUGGAGCACUUGAAUGAGGGUUGUGGGCAGUGUGCUGCAAGUUACGUGGUGUCAGCGAGGACCCAGUGUUUCCCAGAGGUGGGAGUAAACACAGCUCCCACGUACCUCCACCGUGAAGCAACACUGAGCAGGGUGGAACCAACAGCCAAAGAAGCCGCUCUGGUCCUAGCCACACCCACUUUACAGUUUAAAGCCGUCAUCAAAAAUGGAUUACAGAUAUGCAAUAAAGACAGAUUCAGACAAAAAUAAACCUCUAAAUGGGUCACCAUGUGUUUAAAAAAAUGUACAGAGACUCAAGAAAAAAAGAAAAUGGGCAUAGGCAGUUUAGUUAUAGAAUAGGCAGUUACAGAAAGAAAUAGUUAAAAAAAAUAAAGUAGCUAAAUGGUGGUGGUGCA